UCGUACCAUGCAUCUUUGGGAUUCCAGCAUUCAUGCUACUAUGACUUUCUGACUCAGCUCCCUCGUGCUGUCUCUCCCCAGCUUCCUCUUUUAGCCUCCGCCUUUAGCCUGACACCAACUCACUCGCAUGUUUUUGAUCUUGUCUUCCUGUUCCACUUCAGAAUAAAAAAAGAAUACCCUCCCUGAACUUCUUUGCCACUCCUCUUCAUUCUUUGGACUGUGUAGGUUUCUCCUUGAAACCAGGAGUGGGGAACCUUUUUCAACUGGAGGCAAAUUCCCUCGUGGGCAACCUUUUGGGAGCCACAUGCCAGCGGAAGCCAUGGCCAGAGGCAAAACUCUGAAAGAUUCUGAAGUUUUAAAGGGCAGAAGCAUCUCAGAGGGGAAAAGGUGAUGCCAUGGCAGCUGUUCCAACACCACCACCACCCACAGAAAAGUUACUGACCAGCCCAUUUAUGAAGAAGAUGAAUACACCGACUUCACAAGAAGACAUCAAUGUGGCUGUCAUAGGAGCUGUCAUCGCUGUGGUUUUCAUCACUCUCCUUUCAGUUGUCACGCUGAUCAUCAUUUACCUGUACAAGAAUAAAGGCAGCUACCGCACCUAUGAGCAACCUGAACCAGAUCCAGAGGGGUCAGUCCAGAUGGAGGACCUUCCCUGUAAAGGCGAAAAGGAAGAAUAUUUUAUAUAGGGGAUACCAGGCUGCUGGCACCUUUGGGGCACAGAUCCUAAGUAAAGUGCUUAUUGUUUGAUGCCUAUUUUAUCAAGGAAUUUAAGCAGUAUUAUUUAUUUUAUAUCACACGUUGUCCUGAGGAGCUCAAGUCCAAACUGGACCAUGAAGCAGGAGUUGCAUACUGGAACAGAAUAGAGGCUGCCCCUUUACAGGCUGCAGAGAUGUAUGUAAUCCCUGGGAUGUUCAAGAUCAGGUGGUAACAGACAAGACCCUCUAACCACUGGUUCUGUUUAUUUGGGGCUUGGAGCUAGAGUAGGCAAACUGUAGUACUGCUCCCUUCCCCCCCCCUUGCUGUUGUAGUAGGGACUCAGCCCAUGAAACUCAAAUACUUGUGAUAUGGGGGUAAGGAAAUGCAGGGAAAGGGGUUGGCAAAAAUUACAGGAAGCUAUUUUUGCAUUUCUAGCACCUAUAAAGCAAGUGUAAAACCUACACUGGCCAGAUGUAAAGCAUAUUUACAUUUAAAAUUGUUUCUCUGUAGCUUUUUAUUCUGCAGGAAUAAACACACGUGACUAAGGCUCCAAGACACUUUUAGUGUCAUGUGAAAAUGCCUUGUGAAUGACUAAGCCAGUUCAUGUCUACUCAAUUGCGGGCUGUAGUCAAUCCCUGAGUCUCUGAUGACUAUACAGUUCACUUGUCUGCCAAACUUAAAGCUUUAUGCUUUAAGGUACGCACCUAAAAUUGUGAGUGAAGAUGACCAACAAAUGAAAUGUUGUCUUUGUUUGCUUCUUUGGUUCCAGCCCUCUCCUCUGCAAGAGGACGCCUUUCUGAACUUUAUACAUCAAGGAUGCUGUGAUAAUUGAUGUCUUUUUCUGUUUCACUCUUUGAGAAGUUCUAUGUCAUUGUACUGGAGUAUCCUGAAAAUGCAGUUGUUGUGCAGCUGGUGAAAACAGCAGCCUCACUGAAAUUCUCUCCUUUCCCAAUGUAACAUGUAACUCAUAUCCUGGCAUUACUGUGUUGUACCAAACAUCGAUCUGCACUAGCAGGGAAAGGCAUAAAUUGUGAACAACUGAUUACCUUCA
Messenger RNA from Rhineura floridana, 1747 nucleotides. RefSeq names its product small cell adhesion glycoprotein (gene SMAGP). Lineage: Eukaryota; Metazoa; Chordata; Lepidosauria; Squamata; Rhineuridae. The coding region runs from base 396 to 686 and encodes 96 amino acids. The record is from RefSeq and is a predicted model, not a curated record. The transcript is spliced from 5 exons.